This is a messenger RNA of Diaporthe amygdali, 1617 nucleotides long. RefSeq lists its product as uncharacterized. Gene Ontology annotation, biological process: transmembrane transport; carbohydrate transport. The transcript has 4 exons. Lineage: Eukaryota; Fungi; Ascomycota; Sordariomycetes; Diaporthales; Diaporthaceae. The coding region runs from base 1 to 1617 and encodes 538 amino acids. Gene Ontology annotation, cellular component: membrane. Gene Ontology annotation, molecular function: carbohydrate:proton symporter activity. The record is from RefSeq and is a predicted model, not a curated record.
AUGGCGGAAGAAAAAGUCAUUGUCCCAACUCGGGACGAGAUCAGAGUCCUGGACUUCGACUCGGAGCGUACUCAUGACCUGAUCCGUCAGGCCCAGGAGGCCGAUGCCGCCGACAGGCAGCUCACUAUCAAGGAAGCUAUUAAGAAGUACAAGAAGGCUUGUUUCUGGGCUAUGAUCUUGUCGACCAGUCUGGUCAUGGAAGGAUAUGAUUUGGUCAUUAUCACCUCCUUCUACGGACAAACCCAAUUCCAAAAUCGCUUCGGUACCUACGACGCAGCGAGCGACUCGCAUGUCAUCUCGGCACAAUGGCAAUCAGUCCUCUCCAAUUCGGCCCUAAUUGGACAAUUGUGCGGUCUGGCAAUCAACACUUACGCCCAGGACAAGUUUGGAUGCCGUCACACAAUGAUGACUUUCAUGGUGUGGAUGCUGGCCGCUAUCUUCAUUCCCUUCUUCGCGCCAUCGCUAUCCGUCCUCGCGUUCGGAGAAUUCAUAUGCGGCAUUCCUUGGGGUGUCUUCCAGACUCUCUCGACCUCAUACGCGUCUGAAGUCGUUCCCACUGUCCUCCGCCCAUACGUUACUGCCUACGUCUGCAUGUGUUGGGGUGGUGGCAUCCUGCUCUCGUCAGGCGUCGUUCGCGCCGUCGUCAAUGUGUCAGGCGACCUAGGAUGGAAGCUCCCCUUCGCCAUCCAGUGGGUCUGGCCAAUCCCCCUAUUCCUUGCCGCGUACUUCGCACCAGAGUCGCCCUGGAACUGCAUCCGUCGCAGCAAGACCGACGAGGCCCGCGAGGCACUUAUCAAGCUGCGGCAGGACAGCCCCGAGCGCCAGCAGCAGGUCGAGUCUACGUUGGCGUACAUCGUCUACACGACCGAGUUGGAGAAGGCUGAGACCGAGAACGCCAGCUUCGCCGACUGCUUUAAGGGGACCAACCUUCGCCGCACCGAGAUCAACUGCGUUGUCUGGGCUGCCCAAAUUCUCUGCGGCAAUGCGAUUCUCGGUUACUCUGUCGUUUUUCUCGAGGCCGCAGGAUUCAACGAGGUCCAGGCUUUUGACCUCAACAUCUCCCUUUCGGCGUGCUAUAUCAUCGGAGGCAUGAUCUGCUGGCUGCUUAUGCCUCGUCUGGGCAGGGCUACUUUAUACAUGGGCGGAAUGACUUUCAUGUUCUUCUGUCUUGUCGCUAUAGGCGGUCUUGGCUUCGACGGGAGCAAAAAGUCCCAGCUAGCUAUUGGUGUGCUGCUUGUGAUUUCCACCUUGGCAAACAUGACCACCAUCGGCCCUGUCUGCUACCCCAUCGUCGCUGAGACGCCGUCCGGUAGACUCAGGUACAAGACCGUCACUAUCGGCCGUUUUGUGUAUAAUGUGACCGGUAUUUUCAGCAACUCUGUCACCCCCCGAAUGAUCUCGGCCACCGCCUGGAACUGGGGCGCCAAAGCCGGUCUUUUUUAUGCUGGCACCAACCUCCUGUGUAAUAUCUGGUGUUGGUGUCGCUUACCAGAGACCAAGGAUCGCACUUUUGGAGAGAUUGAUCUCAUGUUCGACAACCGCGUCCCAGCCCGCAAGUUCAAGUAUACCACCGUGGAUCAGUUCGCAGUUGGUACCCACGUCGAGCAGGCCCACUAA